This is a messenger RNA of Ooceraea biroi (clonal raider ant), 2725 nucleotides long. RefSeq lists its product as uncharacterized. Lineage: Eukaryota; Metazoa; Arthropoda; Insecta; Hymenoptera; Formicidae. The record is from RefSeq and is a predicted model, not a curated record. Gene Ontology annotation, biological process: poly(A)+ mRNA export from nucleus. Gene Ontology annotation, cellular component: nucleus.
UGAUGCGCACGCAGUAUCUAUGGUGAAGAGAGGAAGAGUAUGAGGGAAGUAGAGAGUAAUACAUUUUAUAAAUGGUAGUGAAAUGUUAAGCAUUCGUAAGUAGCUGUUGCGAUUUAAGAUAAAUACCUUACAUGCGCUAUGGCUGAUUCGUCUUACGAAAAAGGAUUGACUGAAUUGUCAAAAAUGAAGGUGACUGACUUAAGAGCUGAAUUGAAGCAAAGAGGACUUCCUACUACAGGCAAUAAAAACGAACUAGUAGAGAGACUUCAGUUAGCAAUUCAUGGAGAUUCCGCAUUGUCCUUGGAUGAAACUACGGAAGAAAUUUUGGAUGAAGAUGAAGUACUUGGUGACGAAGAAAUAGAAGAAUUGUCGAGCAAGCCAGAUUCACAGGUGAUUGCUGCAAAACGGAAACUAUCCACAGAGAGCAACAAUAUGAACGCAAAGAAGAUUGUGUUAAAUCGCAAGCCUGUACUCGAGGAAAUAAAGAACGACCAAGUGGAAAAGAAGGAAAACAACAGCACAAAAUUGCCGGACGACACACCGCCCGAGAAGAAGAUUAUUAAAUUAUCGGAGCUUGGCAUCAAAGAGAGGUUAGAGAUGAGGGCUAAGAAAUUUGGUAUGCCGCUAUCCGAGGCAGCGAAGAAAGAAGCUAGACUAGCACGAUUUAAUGUCAAUAAUCAAAACAAUAAGUCGGCUGCAUCUAUAAAGACGCCUGUGCCUACUACGUAUGAGACAUUGAAGAAACGUGCUGAGAGAUUUGGGUCCUCGGUGUCUACUUUAAUGGAGAAGGCUGAAUUGGCUGAACGAUUGGAGAAAAGGAAAGCUAGAUUUGGUGAAGUGAAACCUGUCGAGAACAAAUUAAAAUGUUAUAUUUGCAGCCCAGCGGCGCAAACAAAGACGAACGAUCAGUCAGCCGCUGCAGCAGCAAAGCUGUGCAACUGCAAAGAGUGGAGUGAGCGAAAUAGCCAAGAAGCAGUCUUUUAUAAACGCUUGAUUGCUGUAUUAUUAUCUAAUCUUGUCAUGCAGAGGAUCGAUGACAGAUUGAUCGGUAUGAUUGGCAUAGAGGCGUCCUCCUCACAAUUCGAAUACCUCCAGGACUUUGUGAACGGGCAAGGCUCCAUGAGGGAAGUCGAUCGAAUUCUUGGCAGCGUAAUUAAACAAUCUGGCUCGUCGACGUAUCAAUACAUGGCUGAGAUAUCGCACUAUCUUAAUGUGUUGUCGGAACGCCUGAUGCACUAUGUAUCACUCAUGAAAGAACGUUGGGAUGUAACCGUAAUCUCGUUAGUAGUUAUAGCUAGUUUUAUGAUCUUGAGGAAGCAGAGAUUCUCCCGAGGCUUAGUUAUUUUUUUAAUGAUCGAUAUUAUAUUCGUCAUAAGUUUCUUCAUAACUUGGUGGCGGCUUAUACAGGAAGCAGAAAUCAAAUUAAUGGCGGCACAAGCACAAUUUGCGGAAAUGCCAAUUGCUUGCAAGCCGCAUAAAAUGGGUCUGUGGGACAAGAUGAUAGCGUCAUUUUCUUCUACAAAUGAUUGUGAGAAGUACUACGAAUCGAUCAUGACCAAUCCGAGAUUGCAAGUAACACCGGCGUUCGCGUUGACGCACUUUCUCAGCACAGCCAUUCUGCAGCCCGUAUCGUAUUUCGGAGUUGUUAUAUCGGAAUUUAUCGAUAACGCUACUAAUAAACUGGGCUUCAUCUACAAGCUGCCUGUUACGCUCUUUCUUUUCUUGAGCUUCUGCAUAUGUAUAAUAUUGCUGCCAUUUUUCUUGCUCGGUGGAUCUUUCAAUUUGGGUUUCGGGCCAUUUCUCAAAUUCGGGGUAAAAGCAAGAGCAAAUCUCAACGAGACACAAGAUCGUAUUGAACGGAUUUAUGAAAAUACUUCGACCAAGAAACGGUUAAAGCAUUCAGAUAAAGCGAUGAAACAAAUUACGUUAGAAAAAGACGAUGAUCUUGCUGGAGGUGAUACCAUUAGUGGAGGUGAUACGUGCCAUUUAAGCGAAAAAUGUAAAAAUUGCAAGUGUAAGAAUGCAAAUGGAAAUGAAGCUGAAGACGUUGAGCGCGAGAAAAAAGAAGAAGGAGAUGGCGAUUGCUAAUGAUACUUCACAUCUUCGCAAAGAUAAAGUUUUACAUUAUGUUCUCUUUGUAACUUUAUUACAGAUUUAAUGAAUUAUUAAUUUAAUAAUUUAUACAGUCUUUUUCUUAUUAUAUUAUUUUCUGAAUUAGUUAUAAUAAGUACGCAGCAAUCUGUGUUUAAGAUUAUAAAAUACUAUAGAUAUCAUCUCAAAAUGAAAAGAGAAUACAAAAUGUUUUUUGUAUUCUCUUUUCAUUUUGAGAUGAUAUCUAUAGCAAUCUAUAGCAAGCACAUUGGCAGUUAUAUCGCAAUUUUUAUUGCAAUUGUGCAGCAUCAGAGUUUAAUUUCUUUAAUAUUUUGUAUUAAAAAAUUAUGUAACAAUUCUUUGUGAAAUCUUUGUGUAGUUUGCAAUUGCACAGUAAUAUUUUGAGAUUUUAUAAAAAUUUUAUAUAUUUGAACUGACAACGAAACUGAAUUUUUCAUGCAGUUUUACCACAAAUAUUAUAUUUUUAUAGAUUAUCGUUACUCACUGUGAUAAAAGCAUGAUACAUGAUCCCUUAAUUGUAAAGAUAAUGUUUAUUUAAUAAUACUACAUCAUGUAUGAUUACUACUUUGUAAUACAAAAUGACAUGUGCCUAAUUAAAUAACAUAUUGGCUAA